Thamnophis elegans (Western terrestrial garter snake) is the source of this 904-nucleotide messenger RNA. It is a transcript of the gene FAM222B, whose product is annotated as family with sequence similarity 222 member B. Bases 185 to 904 code for a protein of 239 amino acids. NCBI's taxonomy places the organism in Eukaryota, Metazoa, Chordata, Lepidosauria, Squamata, Natricidae. The transcript has 4 exons. The record is from RefSeq and is a predicted model, not a curated record.
UUGAAAGGGGGCAGGGCGUCCGCGGCGCAUGCGCAGGAGGGAGCGGCCGAGCCGGCUCUGAGGGGGUGACGAGGCGGCGGCGGCGGCGAAGGAGAAGAAGAAAAGCGGCGCCGCCAUGAGGGCCGGGCGGAGGCUCCCACGUGCGCAGAGGACCCAGGACCCCAUGUGCUAACAGCCGCCUGCCAUGCUGGCCUGCCUGCCGGGACCAGGCGACCGCUCCUUCCAGCUGCUUCCUUACCCGCAGAUGAACACUGGGCUUCAGAAAUGGGACCCUCCACAGAAAAUGAGAGCCGCACAGCACCCUACUCCAGCAGAGUUGGACGCGUAUGCUAAGAAGGUAGCCAACCACCCUCUGACCAUCAAAAUUUUCCCCAACAGCAUCAAGGUCCCUCAGCGGAAACACCUGCGCCGUACUGUGAACGGGCUGGACACUUCUGGGCAGAGGUACAGCCCUUACCCGCCGUCGCAGGCUUCCGUGAGAACAGGCCUCCUGGCCAUCGUCCGGUCCCCGGCCAAAGGGGUCGUCAAGGACUUUGACGGGAAGCGCACCCGCCUGCUGCCGGAAGCCAUGAUGAACCCCCCCUCAGUCCCCUACGCGGCACCUAGCACUUUAACCCACCCCCAGGCGCUGGCCCGCCAGCAGGCCCUGCAGCAGCUCCACUCUCAGGGGGUGCCCCCCGGCCUGCAGCCACAGCCGCCACAGAACGUGGCCCACCCCGGCCUGCAGCAGCUGCAGCCACCGCCGCAGCAGCACCCUGCCAACCACUUGCCGCAGCAGCAGCAGCCUCCACCCCCGCCGCUGGUGGGCAUGCACCUGGGCAGGAAGAUGGCCGACGCCGACCUGCCCGUGACUAACCUGGCGGAUCAGGUGUGGAGUCAGCCGUUGGCCCAGGCAACCGGCUGA